Molecule: messenger RNA, 984 nt
Organism: Penaeus vannamei (Pacific white shrimp)
Lineage: Eukaryota; Metazoa; Arthropoda; Malacostraca; Decapoda; Penaeidae
Source: RefSeq, a predicted model, not a curated record
AUGAUUAUAGACGCGUCUGUGCAUACAAUGUAUCUGACUGUUAUCGUCCAACGGAGAGGCCCCGAGGCCAGCUCGGCCCCCGAGGGCGCAGCGCCUCCCGGAGAGGCCCAGGUCGCAGCCGGACCCGAGCCCUCCGCCGCGCCCCCCGCGUCGGGGAGCCUCCAUUUGUCGCGCCGAGGGAAACAUCCGUCGACAUUUUCUCGAGCGGUGAAACGCCUUCAUCUUUACUGGGUGUGGCUCCCCGCCCAGCGAGGGGGCGCGGGGGCGUGUGCCGGAGCAAUGGAGGCGCCACACCUUAGCGAGGCGCUGGCGACACUCGUCGCAGAGCCCUUCGCCUGCCCCGACCCGCGUCCCGACGGCUCCCUUCGGGGCGGCGAGCGGAACUUCGUUGGGGCAGCGCCAGCCGGCGGGGGCGGCCGAGGGGCGAGUGACAGGAGCGAGCGGCGAGGUGUGGCCUCCUGGGCGGCACCUGGCCACACCCGCACCUGGCCGCCCCGCCCUCGAGCGGCCGCCACACCUCGGCGGCGGCGCUGGGCGGGCGACGCUCCGCCGCCUCCCUCCUGGCCGCCCUCGCCGCCCUCGCCGCCCGCGGCCUUGACACGGCGGGACGUUCGGCAGCCUCGGCAGCCACUCAGUCAGUGUAAGCAGGGGCCCUCCGUGAGCGGCACCAGCACCCGCCAGCCCGCACCUCCACUCACGCCGCUCCUGCUCUCCCUCGACGGAACUUCCUCGCCCGCACGCCCUCCCGCCCGCACUCGCAGCCGCCCGCACGCCGCCCUCGGAGCUGUCCUUCUAGCCGCCCGCCGCCCGCAGCAGCAGCAGCAGCACCCACCUGGGGCGCCUCACCUCCGCCUCCUCCUCGGCCACGGCGCGCCCCCAGCCUCCUCCUCCUCCUCCUCUUCGCGGACGCUUGCUAGGGACUCCGGCUUAGCGUCGGGGCGCCUCCGCCUCCGCUCCUGCGCUCGCACCCGAGGGAAAGGCUGA